Leptopilina boulardi is the source of this 2620-nucleotide messenger RNA. RefSeq names its product adapter molecule Crk (gene Crk). Bases 534 to 1391 code for a protein of 285 amino acids. The transcript is spliced from 3 exons. The record is from RefSeq and is a predicted model, not a curated record. Gene Ontology annotation, molecular function: protein binding. Lineage: Eukaryota; Metazoa; Arthropoda; Insecta; Hymenoptera; Figitidae.
GGACAUAAUAGGGCAGGUGGCAGCCAUUUUUGUAUGGCAAACUUCCAACACUCCGUUUUUCGGAACAAAUGUUUACACUGUUUUACAUAUGUUAAAAAUUUGAAUUGUAAAUAUAAUGUGUGAUAGUUAUAUAGUAGUUAUAGACAGAAAUUUGCUGGAAAUAAAAAAUACGAUAAAGUGACAUUUUAUGAAGUAAUAAAUAACAAUUGUUUGGAAUGUUUACGGCCUACCUCAAAACGCAACCCUUUGAGAGAACUUUUGUUGUGACUAUAUUUUAAGAGUGAAAUUAUCAUAAAAUUGAACUCGAGGAUAUUAAAUAAUUACGUGAUAUUUAAUUAAAAGUUUUUUUCUGUGAGAAUUUUUUUUCCAAUAAAAAUUUCUAUUUGUACCAAUAGAUUCUUUUUCGCCUUUCGAUAUGAAGAUGUUUUACUUGAAAAUCUCGUCUGUGUUUCAUAUCACUUUGAUCAUAUUAUAAUUGACAGGGAGGCUGCUAAUUAUCAGUGAAAUUUGAUAAGUGAAACAGGUUUUAAAAAAUGGCUGCUACAUUUGAUCAGUAUGAUAAAUCUAGUUGGUAUUUUGGAGCAAUGUCGAGACAAGAUGCCUCGGAUUUGCUAAUGAAUGAAAAAGAAGGUGGUGUUUUUCUAGUUCGAGACAGUAAAUCCAUACAUGGUGAUUUCGUACUUUGUGUUAAGGAGGACAGCAAAGUUAGUCAUUACAUCAUAAAUAAAAUGCAACAAGGCGAUCAAAUUCGAUAUCGAAUAGGUGAACAAAUAUUUCCCGAUAUUCCCACUCUAUUAGCGUUUUAUAAACUUCAUUACCUUGACACAACACCACUUAUUAGGCCAGCACUCAAAAAAUUACACAGGGUAAUUGCAAAAUAUGAUUUCGAAGGAAACGAUCCUGAUGAUUUGCCAUUUAGAAAAGGAGAUAUUUUGACGAUAAUAUCAAAAGACGAGGAACAAUGGUGGACAGCAAGAAACAGUCUCGGACAAUCGGGAUCAGUACCAGUUCCCUACGUUCAAAAAUACGACGAGGAUGGACACGUUGAAAGUAAACGACCCGAAAGUGGAGGAAGCUCAGGUUCUAGUUCAAAUUUAGGUCUAUCAACAACACAGGCUUCACAUCCAGAAUUCUCAGUAACACCAACAAAUCGACGUGCAAAUAUUCAGCGAACAUUGCCUGCAUUCGCAAAAGUAAAACAAGCACGUGAGCCAAAUGCCUACGAUAAAACGGCUUUGAAACUUGAAAUUGGCGAUAUAAUAAAAGUAACAAAAACAAAUAUUAACGGUCAAUGGGAGGGUGAAUUGCAUGGGAAAGUUGGUCACUUUCCUUUCACGCAUGUGGAAUUUGUUGACAACGAUCCCAACGAAGAGGCGCAGCAGGAGAUUUAACAAAACUCAUUCUAAAAAAAAUAUACUCGCAAUUAUAUUUUAUUGAAUUUUAAAACGUCUCUAGCGAACGUUAUAGUUUUUCUCCUCUGGCCAAGUAUUUAUAAAACGUAACUUUUUGCUAAACAAAAAAUUAUUGAAAGAUAUCGAAAAGACUAAAAAGAAAAAUGUGUGUGUGAUGGAAAUGUUCAUUAGUCAGUAUAAUUUUACCAGCACACAUAUUGAAACGUAAGGGCAUAUUUGUGAUUAACAACUAUAUAGGUAAUCGUAUUGUGUGGUACGAACUUUAUUUUGCUAAAUUUUUGAGCCUUAAAUAUUGACAUAAUUGUCAAUUUUUUAAUUAAACACACCCAGCCUAAAGAGUGAUUUUAAACGCUUCCCCCAGAGAUCAAUUUUUAGAUCUUCCAAAAGAAAAAAAAAACAAGCGAGCACAAUAUUAGAAUUAGAGAAACUUUCAUAUCAAUAAAUGUGCGCAAUUUUAUUUAAGUGAUGAAAUUUAUUAAAGAAAUAACUGGCAGUUAUAUUGGGCAGCAGAGAAUUUUUAGUUAUAAUUAAUUGUAUAAAGAAUAUUGAAGUGAAGGUGCCAUUAUUGUACAUUUUGUUAAUGUCAAGAAUUAUUAUCUUGAAAGCCAAAUCACCAAAUAAUAAAAAGAGUUAGAGGAAAGUAUAAAAAAAAGAAAAAAGUAUUUUCUUUUUUUUUUUUAAACUUAUCUCAUUUAUAAUUUAAUGCAUAACUGUACAUUAAUUUAACUUGGAAGAUUUUUAAAGAAUUAUUUGACCACAGUUGUACGAUACACAUCUGUAGUUUGCAUUUCUUUGUAUUCGAUAAAAUAUAUAAAUAUAUAUUUUUAGUCUAGGAAUUUUAAUUGUAUGUGUGAUGUAUACAUGAAAAAAAGAUAAACAAUUGUAUGAUCAUUAGGACAAUGUAUAUUUUUCUAAGCAUGGAUUUUCUUUUUUAUAACAAAUCAAUUUUAUUAAUGAAUGAUCAAUCUUUAAUUAAGCUCCGUUACUCCAAAAAAAUCGUUUUAUAAUAAAUGAUAAUAAUUACAAUGUAACGGAAUUCGUCGUAUAUAAUAAUAAAAAUUUACAGUAAUAUGUAAACAGCAGUAUUCCGCGCUAAGAAUUGAACUUUCCAUAAUUUCAAAAUUCAAAUAUGCAAUAUUCUUAUUAUUAAAAGCGAACCUUUUUGUAAAAAAAAAAGAAGAAGAAAAUAAAACAACCAUUAAAAACUA